Molecule: messenger RNA, 1382 nt
Organism: Setaria italica (foxtail millet)
Lineage: Eukaryota; Viridiplantae; Streptophyta; Magnoliopsida; Poales; Poaceae
Product: expansin-like A4
Exons: 3
Coding region: 259-1125 (288 amino acids)
Cellular component (GO): extracellular region
Source: RefSeq, a predicted model, not a curated record
CCGUCCACCCGUGAGCCUUGGACCCACUCGGCCACUCCACUCACGCGCCCGGGAUAUUCUGAUUUCUUCCUUUCUUCCUCGUAUUUUGAUGGCAGGCGGGCAUGUCGAUCGACUGGAGUAGUUGAUGCCCCCACGUUCCUGCUGAGUAUGCCUAUGCCGGCUGCCAUAACUAAGCAGCCCGCCUUGCUGCUCCUCCGCUAGCCGUCCGUCUUAUCCAUCUAGCUACACAUCCAGCAGUCGACGAGCUGCUGCGCCGCCAUGGCGCUGCUGCUGCUUCUUCUCUUCACCAUCAGCCAGUUCCUGCUUCCCGCGUCCUGCUCUCCGUCUUCCAAGAACAACAACUACUACUGCGACUGGUGCCCUCGUCACUCCACCGCCUCUCUCCUCCCUCCCGCCUCCGCCGACCUCGACGACUGUGGGUACGGGGCUGCCAUGGCUAUGGACCUCAACGGAGGACACGCCGCCGCCGCGGGCGCCGAGUUCUUCCGCGACGGGGCCGGCUGCGGCGCCUGCUACCAGUUGCGGUGCAGAGACCGGCGGGUUUGCGGCGACGGCGGCGUCAAGGUCGUCGUGACGGGCGCGGCCAACCGGACGGGGUUCCUGCUCGGCAGGGAGGCCUUCGCCGCGAUGGCCAGGCCCGGCAUGGCCGAUCAACUCGCCGCCGCCUUGGACGACGACAAUGUCCAGGUCGACUUCAGGAGGACACCUUGCGAGUACAAGAAGAAUCUGACCGUCCAAGUGGAGGAGGGGAGCCGGAACCCGGGCCAGCUCGGCAUCCGGUUCCUGUACCAGGGUGGGCAGACCGAGAUCGCCGCCGUCGAGAUCGCCGCGCAGCAGGCGAAUUACCACACCCAGACGGCGUCGUCGUCGUGGCGGCCCAUGGCGCGGCGGCUGCGCCGUGCGUGGCGCACCCCGCGCGCCCCGGCCGGCCCGCUGCGGCUCCGCCUCGUCGUCACGGCCGGCUUCGGCGGCAAGUGGCUGUUGGCCAAGGAGGCCGUGCUGCCGGCGGACUGGCGGCCUGGCCAGGCGUACGGCACGGGCCUCCGGGUCACCGACGUCGCCCUGCGCACCUGCGCCCGCUCCUGCCGCGCGCGCCCCCCUGGCGACGAGGAGCUCAGACGGUGACGACACGGCGGCGGUGGCGGUGGCAGGCCACCGAGAUUACCUUGUACAUAUUUUUUAGUUAAUUCUGUUCAUGAUUCGCCGCCAUUUUUUUCGGCCGUCAGCCAAAACAACACAAUGUCAUGGCUCUUGAAGGAGUUGGUUCCUGAAGAAAAUUAGAGAGGAAAACAGAACACCUCUGCCCUGAUCCAAGCUAGGCUGCACGAACAGAGCUAAGGGGGGUUGCUUAGAUGUUAAGCUAAAGUUUAGUCUUUGUCGCA